Molecule: messenger RNA, 1388 nt
Organism: Amblyraja radiata (thorny skate)
Lineage: Eukaryota; Metazoa; Chordata; Chondrichthyes; Rajiformes; Rajidae
Product: gamma-glutamyl hydrolase-like
Exons: 11
Coding region: 303-1199 (298 amino acids)
Biological process (GO): tetrahydrofolylpolyglutamate metabolic process
Cellular component (GO): vacuole
Molecular function (GO): gamma-glutamyl-peptidase activity
Source: RefSeq, a predicted model, not a curated record
AUGAUUUUCUGUAAAGAUUUUUAAAAAGCGGAACUAUUUUUGAAAUGUCGACAGUUUCAGGAAGUGGGAGCAGUGUGUUAUUUCCAGAAACGUGAGCGGCUGCGCCAGGCGAUGACUUGUCGACUGUUUCACGCUGACGCGACCAGAAAGAAUGGACUCAGCUCGUCGUUCUCCGCCUAUCCAGAAAUACCGCUGACUAAUUGUUUUGAAAGCGCCCUGAUUUAUUGUCCCCGGAAUCUCCCGACGUACUUUAGUCAUCCAGACUAUUCCGGACGGGGACAUCCCAGAGACUGAUCGCAGCCAUGAACGGACACUGCAGAGCUACGACCCUCAACGAGCGACCCAUAAUAGGUAUCCUGGCACAGCACACGGACGACGACCUGGCCCAGGAGGCCCGCACCUACGUGGCCAGCACCUACGUGAAGUACCUUGAGUCAGCCGGCUGCAGGGUGGCGGUCAUCAGAUUGUACCUCGGCGAGUCUGAAUAUGAGAAGCUAUUUAACUCGAUAAACGGCAUCCUGCUCCCCGGCGGAGCCGUGGACCUCCAGACCUCGGAGUUCGCCCGGGUGGCCGGAAUCAUCUACAGGCUGGCGAUCCAGGCCGGUGACCGGGACGACUAUUUCCCGGUGUGGGGCACGUGUAUGGGCCACCAGCUGCUGACGGCGCUCACCUCCGGUCAAAACUUGCUCCGCCUCACGGAUAGCGGCAACGUGGCGCUGCCGCUCCACUUCACCCCAGAAACAAAAAGCUGCCGAAUGUUCCGUGACUUCCCCCCGGAGCUGAUGAGAGUUUUAGCGGAAAACCCCCUGACCGGUCACUUCCACAAGUACAGCCUCACCCUGGAGGCCUUUGAGGCGAACGAGAAGCUGCACUCCUUCUACAGACUCAUCUCCACCAACACCGACCCACAAGGAAUCACCUUCGUCUCCACCAUGGAAGCUCUCCAGUAUCCGAUUUACGGCACCCAGUGGCAUCCGGAAGCGAACCGCUUUUUCUGGAAGGAAAGCUUGGAUGCUCCACACUGUCCCUUGGGAGUCAGGAUGUCCUACCUAUUGGCUGACUUCUUCGUAAAUGAAGCCAGGAGGAAUCUUCACCGGUUUGCCAGUAAAGAGGAAGAAGAGUCGGCAUUGAUCGAUCAGCACACGCCGCGCUUCCUCGGAGACCGGAGCUCGUACCGUAGCGUCUACCUCUUUGACUGAUCCGCGGUGGGACUGGCCGGAGGUUUCUCAGUCUGCUGACUACCGGGAAGAGGGGAGACCUGCGUCCCGUCCCCGAAUAUCUUCCAAACACUGCCUCCUCCAUGUGUUGGCGGUGACUGAGAGGAGUCAGCUUUCCAGCACCAUGUACAAUUCCCCCCCCCACCCUCAUUCCCCUCACUCCUUUCCACU